AGGUUUGAAGAAGAAAAAAGUGCAACUGCAGAGGAGGAACAAGCGGGCCGAAAGGUCCUUCCCGGGUUUUUUUUUCCUUCUUCUUCUUUUGGAUCAGUGCGUCUUUCAGCUCCGGACACUUUGGGAACCAGACUCGUUUCAGGCUGUGCGGAAACUUUUCCUCUCUUUCUGAAGCGGAGCGCAGAGUCGCGUUUCUCAAGAGAGGAGGAUGUCAACUUCAGAGGAGACAGACGGGCCCCGGCCGAGAUAUGGCUCGGUCCUGGAUGGCGUGGAGCGGCUCACAGCCGAGGAGAUGGACGAGCGGCGGCAGCAGAACAUGGCCUACGAGUACCUGUGUCACCUGGAGGAGGCCAAAAGAUGGAUGGAGGCCUGCCUGGACGAGGAGCUGCCUCCCACCACAGAGCUGGAGGAGGGGCUGAGGAACGGCGUCUAUCUGGCCAAACUGGGAAACUUCUUCGCCCCGCAAACCGUUUCGCUCAAGAAGAUCUACGACCGCGAGCAGACGCGUUACAAGGCCACAGGUCUUCAUUUCAGACACACAGACAACGUCAUUCAGUGGCUCAACGCCAUGGCGGCGAAGGGGCUGCCGAAGAUCUUCUACCCCGAGACAACAGACAUAUACGACAGAAAGAACAUGCCGCGCUGCAUCUACUGCAUCCAUGCACUCAGCCUGUACUUGUUCAAGCUGGGCUUGGCUCCUCAGAUCCAGGAUCUUUAUGGAAAAGUCGAUUUCACCGAGGAGGAGAUCAACAACAUGAAGAGCGAGCUGGAAAAGUACGGCAUCCAGAUGCCCGCCUUCAGCAAGAUUGGCGGGAUCCUGGCCAAUGAGCUCUCAGUGGACGAAGCAGCACUGCAUGCCGCUGUGAUCGCCAUUAAUGAGGCUAUCGAUCAGGGGGUACCGGAGGGCACGCUGGCCGCCAUGCAGAACCCCAACGCCAUGCUGGUCCAGCUGGAUCCCAGCUCCGCCAGCCAGUACCACGACACGCUGUACCGGGCCAAAGGGGAGAAGGUGGCCAACUCACGCAAACGGCAAAUGGAGAAUGCAGACGCAGAGAGAGACAUCUACGACGAGCUCCUCACACAGGCUGAAAUCCAGGGCAACGUCAACCAAGUCAACGUGAGCAACGCGCUGAGUGCUGCUGAGAAGGCUCUGCUGAGCGGCGAUGAGGAGAAGCUGUAUGAGGCGCUGAAGGCCCUGGGCAUUCACAACCUGCAGCCUCAGAACAAAAGCUGGUACCUGAAACAGCUGCAGGGGGACCGCGAGAACAAGGAGCAGUUGUCUCCAGGAGAAGCGCUGACCAAAGACGAGCUGCAGGGCGGCGUGGACUUGGCCAACGAGACAGCAGAAGGCUAUCUAAAGACGCUCAAAGCUGUCGAGCGCAUCAACGCCGCCAUCAGAGCAGGAGUGGCGGAGACGACGGUGCAGGAGCUGAUGAACCCCGACGCUCAGCUGCCCGAGGUCUACCCCAGUGCUGCCGACCUCUACCAGAGAGAGCUCUACAGCCUGCAGCAGCAAAGCCAGGAGGGCUCCCUGUCCCACCCUGAGCUGCUGGUUGCGGUGGAGAUGCUGUCUGCCGUGGUGCUGAUGAACCAGGCGAUGGACGUUGGAGACCGAGCCGCUCUCUGGAGACAGCUGUCCAGUGCCGUCAGUGGUCUCAGUAACGUGGAGGACGAAUACGCACAAAGGUACAUGGAUGAGCUGAUGCGCCUGAAGGCAGCCGCCAGAGAGGACGGCAGCGACUAUCUCACCUGGAACGACAUCCAGGCUUGUAUCGACCAGGUCAACCUGACUGUGCAGGAGGAGCAUGAGCGAAUUGCAGCCAUCGGUCAGAUCAACGAAGCCCUGGACGAAGGAGAUCCCAUGAAGACGCUGGCCAUGCUUCAGAACCCCUCGGCCAAGCUGACCGACGUGGAUCCAUCUAUCGCUCAGCACUACCACGACAAGCUUCUGGAGGCGCGCAGGGAGAAGGCUCACGAGACACAGGACCCCUCUGCUGUGCUGUGGCUGGAUGAGAUCCAAGAUGCCAUUUCAAAGGCAAACCAAGACACCAGAGAGGCUUUGUUGUUCUCUCAGUCCAUCCAGGGAAUCAACGAGGCAGUGGACACCAGAGAUGCAGCCCAGACUCUGGCCGCUUUGCGUCACCCCGGAGCGGGACUGUACGGCGUCACCUCCGAGUGUGCGCAGACGUACCAGGACAACAUGUCCAAGAUUAAAGACGAGAAGAAGAAAGACGGGGACAAUGGCAGCGAGUGGGUGAAACACUGGGUGAAAGGAGGACACGACUACUACUACAACCUGAAUACCAGGGACGGCACCUGGGUGGAGCCAGAGAACUUUGUGCAGAACAACACGCAGCUCAACAAAGACGACAUCCAGGGCGUGGUUUCCGGGGUAACCACAGCCUACAAUCGAGAACAGCUGUGGCUGGCUAACGAGGCCCUUAUCAGCAAGCUACAAGCCCGUUGCCGUGGCUACCUGGUGAGGAAAGGCGUGAAGGAGCGGAUGGACUUCCUGCAGUCGCAAGAUCCUGCUGUUGCAUGCAUACAAGCUCACUGGAAAGGCUACAAGCAGAGGAAGAAGUUCAAGGACCGCAAGCAGUAUCUUAAGGACCACUCUGACGAGGCUGUCAAGAUCCAGGCUAUGGUUCGGAUGCAUCAAGCCAGAAAGAAGUACAGGGAUCGUCUGCAGUACUUUAAAGAUCAUAUCAAUGACGUGAUAAAGAUUCAGGCUUUCAUUAGAGCCAACAAGGCCAGAGACGACUACAAGACACUGAUCAGUGCUGACGACCCUCCCAUGGCGGUGGUGAGGAAGUUCGUCCACCUGCUGGACCACAGCGAUCAGGACUUCCAGGAGGAGUUGGAACUGAUGCGCCUCCGCGAAGAGGUGGUGACCAACAUCCGCUCCAACCAGCAGCUGGAGAACGACCUGAACCUGAUGGACAUCAAGAUCGGCCUGCUGGUGAAGAACAAGAUCACCCUGCAGGAGGUGGUGUCUCACAGCAAGAAGCUGACCAAGAAGAACAAGGGCCAGCUCUCCGACAUGAUGAUGAUGAACAAGCAGCGGGGCGGCCUGAAGGCUCUCAGCAAGGAGAAGAGGCUCAAACUGGAAGCCUACCAGUACUUAUUUUACCUGUUACAGACCAACCCCACAUAUCUCGCCAAGCUGAUCUUCCAGAUGCCUCAGAAUAAAUCGACAAAGUUCAUGGACUCCGUCAUCUUCACUCUGUACAACUACGCCUCAAACCAGAGGGAGGAGUACCUGCUGCUGAAGCUCUUUAAAACUGCUCUGCAAGAGGAAAUCAAGUCGAAGGUGGACCAGAUGAAGGAGGUUGUCACAGGAAACCCGACCGUAAUCAAGAUGGUGGUGAGUUUCCACCGAGGUGCGCGGGGACAAAACGCGCUGCGGCAAAUCCUGGCGCCAGUCGUCAAGGAGAUCAUGGACGACAAAACGCUAAACAUCAAGACAGAUCCAGUGGACAUCUACAAGAGCUGGGUGAACCAGAUGGAGACGCAGACCGGAGAGGCCAGCAAACUGCCGUAUGACGUGACUCCAGAGCAGGCGAUGGCUCACGAGGAGGUGAGGACGAGGCUGGAAGCCUCCAUCAAGAACAUGAAGACCAUCACUGACAAAUUUCUCUCUGCAAUCAUCGUGUCGGUGGAUAAAAUUCCAUACGGGAUGAGGUUCAUCUCCAAAGUGCUCAAGGAUACGCUUCACGAGAAGUUUCCAGACGCUUCAGAGGACGAGCUGCUCAAGAUUAUUGGGAACCUUUUGUAUUAUCGCUACAUGAACCCGGCCAUCGUGGCGCCCGACGCCUUUGACAUCAUCGACGUGUCUGCUGGCGGCCAGCUGACCACUGAGCAGCGGCGAAACCUGGGCUCCAUCGCCAAGAUGCUGCAACACGCCGCCUCCAACAAGAUGUUUUUGGGAGACAACGCCCACCUCAAUCCCAUCAAUGAAUAUCUCAGCGCCUCCUACCAGAAGUUCAGACGCUUUUUCUUGGCAGCAUGCGACGUUCCUUCACUGGAAGAUAAGUUCAACGUGGAUCAAUACUCCGACUUGGUCACAGUCACCAAGCCUGUCAUCUACAUCUCAAUUGGAGAGAUGAUCAACACUCAUACACUGCUGCUGGACCAUCAAGAUGCUAUUGCCCCUGAGCACAAUGACCCCAUCCACGAGCUGCUGGAGGACCUGGGUGAGGUUCCCACUGUGGAGUCCCUCAUUGGUGAAAAUCCUCUUCCUGCUGAUGACCCCAACAAGGAGCAGAUGGGGAAGACCGAGGUUUCACUCACACUCACAAACAAGUUCGAUGUCCCUGGUGAGGCCAAUGCUGAAAUGGAUGCCAAGACUCUCCUCCUCAACACCAAGAGGCUCAUUGUGGAUGUGAUUCGGUUCCAACCUGGAGAGACUUUGACUGAGAUCCUGGACUCAACAGCCAGCACAGAACAGGAAGCGGAGUACCAGCGUGCCAUGCAGAGGAGGGCCAUCAGGGACGCUAAAACUCCAGAAAAGAUGAAGCAGGUCAAACCAGUGGUGGACGACAGCCUGACCCUGCAGGGAAAGAAAGACAAGAUCAAGAGCAACCUGCAGCGGCUGGCAGAGCUGGGAAAGGUUCACCCGGAGAACCGCUAUCAGGACCUCAUCAAUGACAUUGCCAAGGACAUCAGAAACCAGAGACGGUAUCGGCAGCGUAGGAAAGCCGAGCUGGUGAGACUUCAGCAGACCAACUCUGCCCUGAACUCAAAGGCCAAGUUUUACAGCGAGCAGUCCGAUUAUUACAAUCGGUACAUCAAGUCCUGCAUGGAGGGCCUCAACAGAAAGGCCAAAUUGUCGAAGAAACCAGGCGACAACAAGGCCAAGAAGAGUAAACAAGUUUCGCAGAAAUACACAGCCUCUCGCCUCCAUGAGAAGGGUGUGCUGAUCUCCAUAGACGAUCUGCAGCCCAAUCAGUUCAAGAAUGUCAUCUUUGAGAUUUCCCCAUCAGAGAGUGUUGGAGUGUUUGACGUGAAGGCCAAAUUCAUGGGUGUGCAUUUGGAGACAGUACCGUUAGAAUAUCAGGAUCUCCUUCAGCUGCAGUAUGAAGGUGUGGCGGUGAUGAAGCUCUUCGACAAAGCUACCGUCAAUGUCAACCUGCUCAUUUUUCUGCUCAACAAGAAGUUUUAUGGGAAAUAGACAAAAUCAACAAAGCAAAAAGGGCCACAGACACUGAAUUAAAACCACAAAACCCCUAUAGCAGGGUUCUUUGCCGAUGCAAACCAUCACCAUAUGUGCUUUAUUCUUCAAGGAUCAUUCCAUUGUGCAAGUUUUUUUAAUUGUUCUGUAACUGCAGCUAGGUCGGAGGUUUAAAUACUGUAUUUUUUUCUUUGCUUUUUAAAUAUUAUGAAUGUCUUGUGCAUGGGCUUUGAUUAAUUGAAAGUAUAUGUUUUAUGUAAAGAUGGAGAUUUAUGUCUUUCUUAGCUGUUUAGUUUAUUUGCUCACCUGAUUGACAGAGACUUGUUCAGGGUCUCCAUUUUUUUCAAUCAAUAAUAUGCUGGCAUUUUAGUAUUUCGCUAGUCCAAAGUUGGACUUUAUCGAAGGCAAUUUGUAAAAAUAACAACCAAAAAAACUUCACUGAGGAGGAGAAAUUGAUGCAUUCCUUCUUUGCCAUGUUUUUCUAAUUUUGAAAACCUUGUAUUUAAAGUAUUUUUGUCACUCUUGAUCUGCCCUGACCAAGCUGACUUCUUAACAGUAAAAUUUUUGUAUACUUGACAAAAAGCGGUGUUAGAGACGCAUUGCACAGCAAAAAGCAGCGCUCAUAUUGAGCUGUUUAUCACUUUCAAACAACCUAAUUUGAUGUAUGAGUCUUGCCAGAUUCAAUACGGCCAACUUGAGUCCAUUUUGUCAUAAAUAAAGUUUCACAGGUAUUUAAUCUUCAUGUUAGAAUGGAUUUUUAUUUUUUAUUCUGUCUUGGACCAGACACUGCUGACUUUCACUGCAGCUCAGGUUCUGCUGUCUGACCUGCAGAGCAUUUCUGCUUCUCGCUCUGUGAAGCUUGAGCAGGAGUGACGAGGCAUCCGCAGAGCUGAGCAAAUGGGUUCGUUCGUGAGUUUUUCUCAGAUGACUUACUGGAAAUUAUUAUCUUUAUUAAUCUCUCAUGGGAUGUUUCUCCUGAUUUAUUGUGGCUUUGCAACAAUCCACGAAGUAAACGCAGCAUCAUUGUAUUUCUUAAUCCAUAAGGCCAGGUCAGAUUUAGAAGUUAUGUGGAAAGCUAACUUUGUUUUUUUUUUUUUUCAUUUCUUGUUGAAAAUACUUUAAAAAAAAAAAAAAGCCCUUAUUUAUAUUUUAUAUGUUGUCAGUCUGCAUCAUACUGUAGCAAAUUUUUGUAAAACCUAAGAGGGAUCAGACAAGGGAACUUGAGGUGGUGCAGUAUUACAGGAACUUGUUUUUCCAGUAGAUGUCACUCUAAGCCAUCCUUGUCAGUGCAUUGAAGUGGAAUCAUUUAUUUCAAUAAGCCUAAAAUUGAGAUUCCAUGCACACCCACUAAGUUGAUUUACUUUCUCAUGUAGAGCUGCCAGAAUCCAAGGCAAGCACUUAAAUUGAUUUGACGUUGACGCUCUCAUUCUCAGUAAAAUGUACGAUACCUGUUAAUAAAACUCUACCAACAAAGUACCCUUUUCCUGAUCUUUCAAAUAUCUCUCAGGCAGUGUUGGACUGUAGAAAAUCAUGUGGCGUCUUAACUGUCUGCAUUUCCAUUCUGAAAUAUUGUUACUUUAUUUCUUUUCUGUUGAAAAGAGAUAUAAAGAUUUCACAAAAACUAUCUGUUCUUUAACUUUCAAAUCAAGUGGAGAUUUGAGUUAUCGCAACUGUCUCUCUUUUUAAUGUAUCAUUGCACCAUGCAAAAGUUUGUCAAUGUUUAUGGAACUAGCCAUGGAUGAAGGUCACCAAUAAAGUGGAAGAUAAUUAAAAAAAUUCUGUCCAUAAUUGAAAUGUUUAACAAAACCAGGGCAAUGCUGUUGUGAGGAAUAGUAUAGAAUAGUAUAAUAGUAUAGUAAAUUGUGAGAAAUGGCAUGUAGCAUUGCCUUUACCACUUAAAAAAAUAAAGGAAAUUGAUUUCAUUUGUCUUCCACUGCAUGCAACUCUGUGCCAUGUAUCAGUACAACCAAAUGUAAAGUGGAGCUAUGGAUGAGUUUUUAUAAUUAGAAUUUUAGAACACAUUAUUUUGAAAAUGACAGGUUAUGUGUAAAAAUGAAUCCAUUAGUAUAAUAACUCUUUAAACUACGUAAACUUUUAAAAUGUAGGAAGAUGGCCUGUCUACAGUU
This is a messenger RNA of Salarias fasciatus (jewelled blenny), 7296 nucleotides long. It is a transcript of the gene iqgap1, whose product is annotated as IQ motif containing GTPase activating protein 1. Gene Ontology annotation, cellular component: nucleus; cell cortex. Gene Ontology annotation, molecular function: GTPase activator activity; calmodulin binding; actin filament binding. Gene Ontology annotation, biological process: mitotic actomyosin contractile ring assembly actin filament organization; regulation of GTPase activity; positive regulation of protein kinase activity. Bases 209 to 5170 code for a protein of 1653 amino acids. The transcript is spliced from 37 exons. The record is from RefSeq and is a predicted model, not a curated record. Lineage: Eukaryota; Metazoa; Chordata; Actinopteri; Blenniiformes; Blenniidae.